Saccoglossus kowalevskii is the source of this 621-nucleotide messenger RNA. RefSeq names its product intraflagellar transport protein 20 homolog. The record is from RefSeq and is a predicted model, not a curated record. Gene Ontology annotation, cellular component: cytoplasm; ciliary basal body; centrosome. Gene Ontology annotation, biological process: cilium assembly; protein localization to cilium. NCBI's taxonomy places the organism in Eukaryota, Metazoa, Hemichordata, Enteropneusta, Harrimaniidae.
ACAAACAUGGCAGACGAAGCAUUGGCAAAGUCGGGAUUACAUUUUGAUGAAUUGAACAAGGUUCGCGUUCUCGAGCCUGAAUACUCACAACAAACGGUAGAACUGAAAGAAGAAUGUAAGGAGUUCGUUGAUAAAAUUGCGGAAUUCCAGAAGAUUGUAAGUAGCUUCAUUGAUGUUGUGGACAAACUUUCGAAAGAAGUUGAAAAAGAGAAAAUGAAGGCAAUUGGAUCGAGAAAUUUACUGAAGUCAAUAGCCAAACAGAGAGAAGCACAACAACAGCAAUUUCAAGCCCUCAUAGCAGAGAAGAAAACACAAUUAGAAAGAUACAGAAUACAGUAUGCAUCACUAUUGAAAGAAGAAUCGGAACAGAAUGAAUUUAUUGAACAGUUUAUAUUACAAAAAUAAUGUAAUCUUUAAUUUAUCUUUGUGCUUUCUUAAAAAAAAUAUUGUGUAAAUAGUCCUCUGUAAUAUACUGUUAUGAAAAUUUGGAUUUUUCUUUGCAAAAAAUGAUUAAAAUAUGUGUGAAAAAUUUAAGUCAGCUGGUAUUUUUUGUACAGCAAUUAUUAUAGAUAUUGUAAAAUUAAAUUCACAAAUUGCAAUAAAAGUUUGCAGCAAGCCAAA